Messenger RNA from Anopheles funestus (African malaria mosquito), 2432 nucleotides. RefSeq lists its product as uncharacterized. The record is from RefSeq and is a predicted model, not a curated record. Bases 138 to 2300 code for a protein of 720 amino acids. The transcript has a single exon. NCBI's taxonomy places the organism in Eukaryota, Metazoa, Arthropoda, Insecta, Diptera, Culicidae.
CAAAGAAACGAUAUACCGAAUACGAUUCAAACUCAACGAAGCAUUCCAUGAAGUUAAAACCGAAAGCCUCCAAACAUAAAAAGCAACCCAUGAGUUAGGAUUGACAGUGUCGUAACACCUCAGAAGCUGGCCGCAAAAUGUCCUCCUCUGAAGGAUCCGAUGGUUCCGAAGCAUCCGGCACCUCAAAAACACAGUCUGUCGAUUCGAUUAGGGAAAGAGUAGAACAUUUACGAGCCAAAUAUCAAGAUAUUCUACAAGAAGGAUUCUUUCGAAAUUUGCAACAUGAUUGGUUAGAUCGGGAAGUAGCCGAACCUAAUUUAGCCCAGACAACACAAUCGGACACUUCUACGCUCGAAUGUUUGAGUGAUGCGAGCGGGAGUUUUAUAGUGCUGAAUGGGCGAAAGUUUCCACUAGAAUUCUUUCGCCACAUUUCGCCCGAGAUCACAGAAGCCUCCCAAAGGAAAUCGCUUGAGGUAAGCGUGCCGCUAGAACAAGAUGAUUACGAGAACCCUUAUGUGGUUCCAACACCGGAACACAUUGCACAGCGUAAUGCGAGAAAAAGUAGAUUCCACACGGCACGCUCCCGUGGCUGUCAAGACGUAAAGCAACGAUUGCACGUCGAAGAGCUUCCGUUCGAUGCGGAAAUGUUGGGGCCGAGCAAAUCAACCAAGUUCCAAUCCCGCUUGGCUACCCAGCUCGAUGCACACUAUCGGAAUGAACUAACGUACCGGCCCAGGAUACGAAACUUUAUGCGUAUCGACGCCAUCCAUAAUCUACGCGAAUCGGGACGCCGACAGUUCGAGACGUACUAUCGGCAGGAGUACAUCAUUGGACAGACGCGCAAACAGAGCAUUGAGAACGAUUGUUACCAGCAGCUGGAGGAACGCUGUACCGAGCUCCGGGAAGCUGUCCGCACGAUUCGACAGGAGCGCUUCAGUGCAACCAUGAGAGUGUUGGACACGAUGAAACCAUACUUUGAAACUUCCGCCCAGCUGGAGACGCGGCUGAAAGCGCUACAAAACCGAAAGACGAGUCUGUGGAAUCAGGUGGUGCGACUCGAAAGCAUCUGGGUACAGCGGUUGAAGCUGCAAAACUUCCUUUACCUCAUCAUGCCCAAGGAAUGGCGCGAACGCAACGACUGGAUACAUCAGGACGAUGAAGGGCAGCUUGAAAGUUAUCCGCUUUCGAUAAGUCGACGCGAUGUGGUUAAUAUCCGCAACAUUGACGAUGGUAACGAUAUCUGGGCGGUGAAGAGAUUCUUUGAGCAGCAGUAUCUUGCGAAAGAUAAACCCGUACAUGAAGCUUUUGCAAGUGCGGCCGACUUGUUGGACGGAGUGGCAGAAUUGAACACAAACUCCAUGACACUGCUAUCUCGGCUGGAUCUCAUGAACUGGGUAAAAACGAAUGCCGAAACGGAAUCGGAAAAAGUGCAACGAAAUUUCGAGCACCAAAUUCAAGCCAUACGCCACUUCAUACGGGACAUGGAUGAAAGGCGCAAGUUCUACGAGAAGCGUACCGUCGAGCUAAAGCAACUUUUCGAUGAGUUGAUACAGGGGCCGCUUAAAGAAGCGAUCCACAAUGUGCGAAACCGGGAGAUUGAAAGUUUGGUUACGGUUGUCUAUGAUAAGCUUAGACCCGCGGAGGAACGUGACGAUAGUACAACGGUUCAGCUGUCCGGUGUAACGUGUUUUGCGUUCAUAUUCGAGAUGGUUCUACAACUGUUGGCCGAUUUCGAUCAAAUGCCUGCCAGUUUGCUGCACUCCAUCGAACAUAAAGUUCGUUUCCGUCGACGAAGGCGCAUGAUACAAGCGGUCCGUGCAGCGGAAGAGGAACAUCGAAUCAGUCAGUUGGCGGUGCAGUUACGCCGUGGACUUGCGCCACCAUACAAGAAACCCGAUCACAAAGUUAAACCACCGCGUUCCCGUCUCCGACGUAAAGAACCACCGAUUGAGGUGGUGAAACCGCACGUCUCAGAACUGGACAAGAUAUUCCGUGUAGCGUUCGGCGAUGACGCUACGAUGAAGCCAGAAGAACGGCGUAACUUUGAGAUCGAUCUGAUCUAUCAGAACUAUUGUUCGGUGCAGUUCGAUCACUUCCUGCGUAUGAUCGGUUACGAGCCAGACUACGAUGUGGUAAGUCGGGUGCAGCAACGUGACGGACCGGAAGAGAACUUCUUCAAGCGCAAGGAGUUAAUACCAAGCGUUUUAACGAAAUUGCAGAAGUGGCAACAUAUGCAGCAGAUGUUGCGCGAACGAUUGUUUCAAAGAAUGUCCGCGGAACUGCCACCCGGUCGCAGUUAAUGUGCUGCGGUCUAUAAUGCGAUUUUUACUAAUUAUGUACACCAGCUUUUUGGGAUUGUUUGAGAACAAACGUUUAAAAUUGAGUUUUGUAAUAAAUAAUUACCUAUAAAUCGGCUCCUUACUACAAUUCAA